Salmo salar (Atlantic salmon) is the source of this 1657-nucleotide messenger RNA. RefSeq names its product motilin receptor (gene mlnr). Gene Ontology annotation, biological process: G protein-coupled receptor signaling pathway. The record is from RefSeq and is a predicted model, not a curated record. Gene Ontology annotation, cellular component: plasma membrane. NCBI's taxonomy places the organism in Eukaryota, Metazoa, Chordata, Actinopteri, Salmoniformes, Salmonidae. Gene Ontology annotation, molecular function: G protein-coupled peptide receptor activity.
AUGGAGGUUGAUGACCACCAUUACGAAGGCUCCCUGUUCCCCACCUCCACCCUCAUCCCUGUUACCAUCAUCUGUCUCCUCCUCUUCCUGGUCGGUGUGUUGGGAAACACCAUGACUAUCCUCAUCAUCCAGCGCUUCACGGAUAUGAAGACCACCACUAACCUGUACCUGUCCUCCAUGGCUGUGUCCGACCUCCUCAUCUUCCUCUGCCUGCCCUUUGACCUCUACCGUCUGUGGAAGUACGUCCCCUGGUUGUUUGGGGAGGUGGCGUGUCGUCUGUUCCACUACGUCUUCGAGGGCUGUACUUACGCCACCAUCCUCCACAUCACCGCCCUCAGCAUGGAGCGAUACCUGGCUAUCUGUUUCCCCCUCAGAGCUAAAGUUGUGGUGACCAAACGCAGAGUGCAAUACGUCAUUAUGGCUCUAUGGACCUUCGCUCUGCUCUCUGCUGCCCCCAUGCUGUUUCUGGUGGGGGUGGAGUAUGACAACGACACCUACCCGGACUACAGUACGAGACAGUGUAAACAUACCAACUAUGCCAUCAGGUCAGGGCAGCUGCACACAAUGAUCUGGGUUUCCACUACCUAUUUCCUCUGUCCCAUGUUCUGUCUGGUUUUCCUCUACGGUUCCAUUGGACGGAAGCUGUGGAAGAGUAAGAACGACCUGCAGGGUCCAAAUGCCAUGACCCGGAAAAGGUCUCAUAGGCAGACCGUCAAAAUACUGGUGGUAGUGGUCCUGGCGUUUGUGAUCUGUUGGCUGCCCUACCAUAUCGGCCGUAGCCUGUUUGCCCAGGUGGAUGACUACGAGGAGGCAAAACUGAGCCAGGACUUCAACAUAGGCUCCAUGGUCCUCUGUUACCUCAGCGCCUCCAUCAACCCUGUCCUCUACAACCUCAUGUCCAGGAAGUACCGCGCCGCCGCGCACCGCCUCUUCCUGCUUAGACACGAGCCCCACCCUCGACGCUAUGGUAACAACAACCAUCGACCAACCGGACAGAGACAGCAGCUGUCCCUCAGAGAAGAAACCACCACACUGGAUGAUACCAUGAUAGGAGUGUAGGAGGUUGGUAAGGACAGUGCCAUGACCUUUAACCUCCCCAGGGUUCGGAAAGAAGUGUCUGGUACAGGAGAUGACAUCCACUACAGUCACACUACACCACUAUGAGUACAGUCACACUACACCACUAUGAGUACAGUCACACUACACCACUAUGAGUACAGUCACACUACACCACUAUGAGUACAGUCACACUACAACACUAUGUAGUAUCCAGUACAGUCACACUACACCACUAUGAGUACAGUCACACUACACCACUAUGUAGUAUCCAGUACAGUCACACUACAACACUAUGAGUACAGUCACACUACAACACCAUGUAGUAUCCAGUACAGUCACACUACAACACUAUGAGUACAGUCACACUACAACACCAUGUAGUAUCCAGUACAGUCACACUACAACACCAUGUAGUAUCCAGUACAGUCACACUACAACACUAUGAGUACAGUCACACUAUGAGUACAGUCACACUACAACACUAUGUAUCUGAGAGUGUUAAAACUGGGUUUAAAGAGGACAGAGUUGACCUGCUGUCAUCCUGAUUAUAAACAGGAGAGAGUUUUCCAUUGGCUCUGGGAGACGUGCAGGCGAGAGA